AUGACUCGUUAUAUAGAUUCAUCAGAACCAGUUCGUGGUCCAUCAACAGAUGAUUUCGAUCGUGAUAGAUUACGAACAUCAACAAAAUGGUCAUCAAAUAGAAACCAUAAUCACUUAAAUACAAAUAAUAGUAAUAAUAAUACAACAACAACACGUAUUGCAACAGUUAAAUCUGUUAGACGUGAAAAUGGAAUUAUACCAAAUAGUAUCCUUAAACCAUAUCCACAUACGCGUACAACGAUUGAAACUAAAAAAGAUUUUGAUAUUGAUACAAUUGAUAAAGAAAUAUUUAAACCAGAUAAAGUUGAUAUACCUGAUCGAUUAGUUGAUUUUGAUAACGAUGAUCAGAUGUUAACACCACAUGAACGUUUAGCAAAAAUGAAGAAAAAAGAAGAAGUACGAAAAAUGCUUUCAAAACAAAGUAUGCCAGAUAUGAAUGAACAUGAUUUUAAUGAUGGAGAUGUUCAUUCAUUCCAUAGUCAACGACGAAUAGAAAGAGAACGUGAAAAAGCUCUUAAUUUACAAUCAGCACUAGCUGAAGAAGCAAAAGAAAAAAGUCGUCAAGUUGCAGGUUAG
Messenger RNA from Rotaria sp. Silwood2, 576 nucleotides. The record is from the annotation of a GenBank genome assembly. NCBI's taxonomy places the organism in Eukaryota, Metazoa, Rotifera, Eurotatoria, Philodinida, Philodinidae.